Sinocyclocheilus anshuiensis is the source of this 4804-nucleotide messenger RNA. Its product is annotated as nuclear receptor coactivator 1. Gene Ontology annotation, molecular function: nuclear receptor binding; protein dimerization activity. The transcript is spliced from 24 exons. NCBI's taxonomy places the organism in Eukaryota, Metazoa, Chordata, Actinopteri, Cypriniformes, Cyprinidae. Gene Ontology annotation, biological process: positive regulation of transcription by RNA polymerase II; cellular response to hormone stimulus. Gene Ontology annotation, cellular component: nucleus. The coding region runs from base 821 to 4645 and encodes 1274 amino acids. The record is from RefSeq and is a predicted model, not a curated record.
GAUGAAAAUGGCGGUGGGGAGAGAUCAACGCGAGAAUUAAACACACAAACAUGCUGUCAUUUGACUUGGACGACAGCAGCACUGCAGCUCCGGGAGGGAAUAAAGAAAUAGCUUAUCGUCAACACCCGGAGUUUAAUGGAGAAAAACUGCGUCCUGGUUUUAAAAUAGCUACUGAAAUUAGCCCGCUAACCUCGUUAGCUUAGCUAGGCUUCAACUGGAAGGUUUAACGGACACAUAGCACCACAAUAACGGACUUAUUCUGUCAGAAUAAGAUGAACUGCGCUUUUCUCCACUUACCUCUCAAAUGCAAGCUCAGUCGUAGGCGCUGGGCUUGUAGAAAUAUUUGCAUCUGACUGAAUGCAUAACUAAUCGCUCCGUCUGGCAGUAUUAGCCAGCAAACACCAUCCUCCAAGCCUUCUCAAAGUUCAGCGAGCAUCUGUAACUUAAGAGGAGAACGGACUAAACAGGUUGCAUUGAGUGCACAUUUCCUCCUGCCUCCCCUAGUGGGAUGGUUCUGCAUGACAGGGAGGGUAUGGUUCUGUAACCCCCUCUCUGUCCUCCAGUUCCCAUCCCAUAGACCCAGUGGACCACAGCCACAGUGUUCCCUUCAAUGAACAUCCCUCUGGAGCCCUAGAUCAAGUUACAUUGGGUGCCCAUUCUCUGCUGCCUCUCCCCGGUGGGAUGGUUCUGCAUGACAGGGAGGGUGUGGCGCCGUAGCACCCUCUCCUUGAGAUCUCUCCCACCCCGUAAAACCAGUGGACCACAGCCAUAGAGUUCCCCUCAAUGAGCAUCCCUCUGGAGCCCUAGAUCAAGUGUGCAUAUGCUGAAAAUGAGUGCUGCAGGAGAGAAUGCCCUUGACCCCAACACCCAAGAGUCACGGAAGAGGAAGGGCUCUCCAUGUGAUACCUCUGGUCCCAGUGUGGAGAAGCGACGGCGUGAGCUGGAGUGCCGCUACAUUGACGAACUGGCUGAGUUACUGUCGGCCAACAUGAGUGACAUUGCCAGCUUGAACGUGAAGCCGGACAAAUGCCACAUCUUAAAGAGCACCGUGGAGCAGAUCCAGCAGAUCAAACGGCGCGAGCAGGAAAAAGCAGCUCUGAUGUCUCCAGAUGAUGAGGUGCAAAAGACUGACAUAUCGUCCAGCAGUCAGGGCAUGGUGGAGAAGGAAGCCCUUGGGCCACUUCUCUUAGAGGCCCUGGAUGGCUUCUUUUUCGUCGUGAACCGCGAGGGGCGCAUUGUGUUUGUGUCUGAGAACGUCACCGGUUAUCUGGGUUAUACCCAGGAAGAGUUGAUGACCUCCAGCGUCUACAGCAUCCUUCAUGUGGGUGAUCACAACGAGUUUGUGCGCAACCUGCUACCCAAGAGCCUUGUAAACGGUGUGCCAUGGCCUCAGGAGCAAGGCCGAAGGAACAGCCACACGUUUAACUGCAGGUUGCUGAAAAGGCCUCCAGACGAGGUGGACGCAGAGAACCAGGAGGCCCGUCAACAGUAUGAGCUCAUGCAGUGCUUCACAGUCUCUCAGCCUAGAGCGGUGCAGGAGGAGGGCGAGGACCUGAAGAGCUGUUUAAUCUGUAUUGCAUGCCGAAUGCCCCAUCCACCUCAGAUCCCUGUCAGUACAGAGUCCUUCAUCACCAAGCAGGACCCUACAGGGAAAAUCAUCUCCAUCGAGACGAGUGCUCUGAGGGCCACAGGCCGACCAGGAUGGGAGGACCUGGUCAGGAAGUGCAUCUACGCAUUCUUCCAGUCUCAGGGCAAUGAGCCCUCCCAUGCCAAGAAGCUGCUUCACGAGGUGAUGACCCACGGCACGGCCAUCAGUCCUCUGUACCAUUUCACACUCAGUGAUGGGACGUCCCUCAGUGCGCAGACACGCUGCAAAUUCUGCUGCCCCCCAAACCCAGACGUACAGCCCUUCAUCAUGGGCAUUCAUUCUAUAGACAGGGAACACAACACUGCUAGCUCUCAGGAAAACACUACCCCCAGCCUUCCGUCUCCUGCUGCCCUCCCUUCCCGCUCACCUGCCCUGCAGCCCUCCAGUGACCUCAGCCUCCAUCUCAACAACAGCAAUGGCACCUGUGCCACUCCUGGACCCCCCACACCCACUCCACCAGGCUACCUGACGCCCAGCCGCGUUGGACCCUCCCAGCAGGUCAGCAGCCCCUCUCCACUUGGCAGCCCUCUCACAGCCACCCCUACCUCAUUCAUGUCGCCCCGACCUCCACGGGGCAGCCCGGGCCUGGCCAGCAGCCCACGCGUGCCCGGCCAUCCUUUUUCCCCCUCAGCGCCCGGCAUCCACUCGCCCGCUGGCGGACUGACCAGGCAGCAGUCUGGCGGCGACAGUGUCAGUUUCUCUCUCCCCUCUCCCUUACCCUCCAGACAGACUCCAACCCCCAGCAGCUCCCCGGCACGUCAGCCCCUGGCCAAACUGCCGGAAGCGUCCGCUGAUGAGCCUAAGGCCGCUGCAGUGGGCAACCCUAAACUUAACCAGCUCUUGGAUGGUGCCCCCGAACACGACUCCCAACCCCGUCCCGCGCCCGUGGCCCAGUGUCCAGCUUCUCACCGCAGUCUGACUGAGCGGCAUAAGAUUCUGCACCGCCUGCUCCAGGACAGCAGCCCUGCAGAUGCGGGCAAGGAACCUGACAUCAAGAAGAAGCCUCCGACCAGUCCCAACGCAGCCUUGGUAGCACGGGGACAUGGGAAGGAGCCCCAGGACCACCAGCUGCUACGCUUCCUGUUGGAUACGGAUGAACAGGACCUGGAGGACUUGCCUCCUCCGGCUGCCCUCAGCAUCCAUACUGUCAAGGUGAAGUCAGAGAAGAAAGGGAGCAGAGAGAACGUGCCCUGCGCUGCUGCUGCCGCCACCACCACCACCACCGUGUCUACAGUCCCUUGCUUGCCUCAAUCCAGUGACAAGCCCAGCCCGCAGUUUCCCAGUACCGAUCUGGACACUUUGAACCAGCUCUUGCCCACUUUGAGAAGCUCUGUGGGAGGUAAAGCAGUAGAGGAGCCAGUGCUCGUCCAGCCCAGUGAGGACAACCUUUCCAUCGGGUUGAAUGUGAAGAGAGAGUCACCAGGAACAUCAAGCCAAGCAUUCCCUGAUGGAUCAAACCUCUCAAAUCAGUCCUCUUUUGAGUUCUGUGACCCCUCCACACCAAAUCAGGGUCAGGUCCAGGUGCCGGAUCUUGGGCAGACUGAGCCGUUUCAGCCACCCAAGGAGAGCAGCAGCCCCUUUGCCAAUCCAACCAGCCUCAACUCUUUCAACACCAAUACAGGUCUGGCCAAACUGGAGCUUCCUGAGUCUCAGCAGUUCCAGCCCUUGUCCCUGGUUGAACCAAUGACCUUCGAUAGCAGCUUGGGUAACCAGACACAGGCCCCUCUGUCCUCUCCUCAAGAGCAGUGUGUUCCGUGUCCGCUGGAUAAGAUGCUGUGUCCACCCACCACUCCCGAGGGCUGUAACGACGAGAAGGCCCUGCUGGAGCAGCUGGUCACUUUCUUGAGCCGCACUGAUGAGAGUGAGUUGGCCGAGCUGGACAGAGCGUUGGGCAUCGACAAGAUUGUUCAAAGUGGAUGCCUCGAACCUGUCACCCAGACCUUUCCUCAGUCUCAACCUCCAACACCUGUACCCAUGGACCCCAAGCUGCCCAGCUACCCCUCUCAGUUCCCCACCUCACCCUCACAGUUUCCUGCUGAGAUGGGCACUGCACAGGUCAUGAGUUUCGGGGCCCCACGGAUGGCGUUUCCAGGCAACGUGGGCAUGACGGUGCGGCCCGGCUUGAAUCGAGCUCCUGGUGUGCCCAACCAGCUGCGGCUACCUCCCAACCAGCUGAGACUCCAGCUCCAACAACGUUUGCAAGGCCCGCAGCAGCUCCAGAACAGGCUUGCGGCCAUGGGCCAGUUCCCACAAGGGGGGCAUGUUGCCAUGGGGAUGCGUCAGGGCAUGCAGCAGCCUCAGAUGCCCUCUCAGAACUCCACCUCCCAGAGUCCUGUGCUCCAGCAAGCGCAGCCUCCACCUGGUUAUCAGUCACCUGACAUAAAGAACUGGCAGCAAGGGGCCAUGGGCAACAACAGUAUGUAUAACCAGGCAGGCCAGCCUGUCUCUCAGAGCUUUGGGCAGCAAGGCAUGAUCCAGCAAGCAGAUCCAUCCUUCGCUCCUGAGCUUAGUCCGACCAGCCCCCUGCUUUCACCUCAGAACUCCACCUCCCAGAGUCCUGUGCUCCAGCAAGCGCAGCCUCCACCUGGUUAUCAGUCACCUGACAUAAAGAACUGGCAGCAAGGGGCCAUGGGCAACAACAGUAUGUAUAACCAGGCAGGCCAGCCUGUCUCUCAGAGCUUUGGGCAGCAAGGCGUGUAUAACAACAUGAGCAUCACCGUGUCAAUGGCUGGAGGGUCAGGAGCGGUGAGCACUCUACCUCCUAUUGGACCAUCUGUCGGAAUGGGCAACAAUAUCCUUGGCAACGUCACUUCAAUGUGUAACGAUCAGGUACAGCAGGUUCAGGUGUUCGCUGAUGUCCAGUGCACGGUAAACCUGGUGGGCAGUGACUCCUACCUUAACCAGUCGGGGCCCAUCGGGUCCCAGAAGGGCCCGAGCGGGACUCCCACAGCCCAGUCUCAGCAGAAGAGCCUCCUCCAGCAGCUCCUGACUGAGUGAGCCGCCCACCGUCUGUCAGAGGACCAUCUCCACAUGUAGAGAUUUUUAUUCUUCACCUUUGGUUUUUAUACAGUAUAUCUGCAGGGUCGGUGUAUGGGCCCAGGCUUGAGGUUUCAUAGCCAUUCGACAAAGUGCUCAUUCCUGGUCACCUUUUUAAAC